CAUGCAGAAUCUUAUUCGCUAAGAUUUGAGUCGGUUCGUAUCCUUUCUAGAAGAAAUUUUUUUCUAUUCGAAGUUUUCAUUCUGGAGAAAAAAUGCGUACAUUGUUAAUGCUAUUUGGUGCCCUGGUAGCCAUUGGCAUAUCAAAGGCGGCACAAACAGGACUUGCAUCGGAAAAGAAGGAAACUUGCAAGUGCUGCAAAUUUGCUUUUCAACUCUACCAAACGUUGGCGAAGAAAUCAGACGGAAAUAUCGCUUUAGCAACAUUGAGUGCAUUUGAUUCAUUAUAUUUAUUAUCAAAUGGCGCUCGAGGAAAUACUGCAAAACAAAUUCGUAAUGUUUUGAAUGAUUCAUAUGAAUCUGUUGAGGAAUUAUCUCAUUAUAAGACCUUCACCAAAUCUCUAACAGAAAAUUCAUCAUCGAACUUCAUUCAAGCCCUAUUUAUUGAUAAAAAAAUAGAAGUUUCUCCUGAUUUUAAGAAUAUUUCUUCGGCAUUUAUUACCAAGCCGAAAUUUCUAAAUUUAGAAGAAACAGAAGAAGCAUCCGCUAUUGUUGAAAAAUACUUUGAAGAUCGCAGCACUGGCAACCUGAAAGAAGUUUCACGACCACUUGAAAAAACUGCUUUCACGCCUCAGUCACAAAACAUGUUCAUACAAAUCCUUUUUGCAUACAGUGGUCGAUUUUUAUAUCCAUUUAAUCCACGGUACACUGAAAAUAGACCUUUUUGCAAAAAUAGGGACAGUAAGAAAUCUGUACCAACAAUGUUCGCUCGUGGAAAAUUCCGUGGAAUUUUAAUUCCACCUUCAACAGAAUAUAGCAACAGUUUCAGAGUUAUUGAAAUUCCAUAUGAGGAGGAAUUUUCUUUGCUGGUUUUCUCCCCAUUGAAUUCCUACCAAUUGGACGAAUUAGAACAUCGAUUGGAUUCAUUCGAUUUUAGUUCAGUCUUUAAUAGCAAACAAGAGGAUAUUGCACUUUACCUGCCGAAAUUCAACAUUUUUAAUGGACAUCGCCUCAAAUUGCCGUUGCGUGAGAUGGGCAUGACCGAUGCCUUUGACAACAGUGCAAGUUUCGGUGGAAUUUCUAGCAGUCCGUUACACCUGGAAGAUAUAUUUAUAAAAACAUACUUUUCAGUUGAUGAAACAGGCACCAAAGUUGAAGCCUUAUUAAAAGAACCCGAUUAUUACCAGUACGUUACACAAUAUGCCAGCCCUCUCGUCAUUGAUGUAAACAGACCAUUUUUAUUCUCAUUGGUGCAAAAGAGAGGAAAUGAUGUAGUGUGUAUUCUGAAUGGCCGAGUGUAUAAUCCCGAGAUCCUACCCUCAUUUUAAAAAUUUUGAUAAUAAUUUUUUUUAAUAAUAUCUGUAAUCAUAUCAAUAUAUGUUUUAGAAAUAAAAUCAGA
Molecule: messenger RNA, 1396 nt
Organism: Belonocnema kinseyi
Lineage: Eukaryota; Metazoa; Arthropoda; Insecta; Hymenoptera; Cynipidae
Product: protein Z-dependent protease inhibitor-like
Exons: 8
Coding region: 93-1325 (410 amino acids)
Molecular function (GO): serine-type endopeptidase inhibitor activity
Source: RefSeq, a predicted model, not a curated record